UUCCCCGGCUCCACAAACAACAUGGUGGAAACAAUGAGAGCGGAGGAGGCUCGCGAACUGUAAGACCGAGGCAACACCGGAAAUACCGGAGUAACAACUGACGGGAAUCCGCGCACCCAGCGGGGAAUCUGCGUGGUUAGACACAAGAGCACCGUGUCCAGGGCACGUGUUACCCGGGUCAAUAAGCAGCCAGGCCCAAGGUCCCGGAAGUCCUCGUUUUCCCUCCCCCAUAUCAUUCUUUGAGCUCUUACACACCAUCAAUAAUUCAUUUUAAUUUCUCAGCUUUUUUCAGUGUUACAAACAUUGGGAGAGCAUUUUUGGGGGGUUUGCUGUGACCCCCUCUCCCUCCAUUCAUUGAUUGACAGCACUGACUGCAUCUCCAUAGUGACCUCCAUCCAUAACUCUCUGUUGGACAUUACUGGUUCUCUGGUGUAAAACUUCCAGCUCUCUAUCCCACUCCCACCCUUCUUACAGCGUCAACCAUGAAGUUGACGGAUAACGUGUUGCGCAGUUUCAGAGUGGCGAAGGUUUUCCGGGAAAAUUCAGAUAAAAUUAAUUGCUUCGAUUUUAGCCCCACUGGAGAAACCGUGAUAUCUAGCAGCGAUGACGACUCUAUAGUGCUUUAUGAUUGCCAAGAGGGCAAGCCCAAGAGGACGUUGUACAGUAAAAAAUAUGGAGUUGAUCUGAUUCGAUACACACAUGCAGCCAACACAGUGGUCUACAGUUCCAACAAAAUCGAUGAUACUAUUCGCUACCUGUCUCUUCAUGAUAAUAAGUACAUACGUUAUUUUCCAGGACACAGCAAGAGAGUGGUUGCCUUAUCAAUGUCUCCGGUUGAUGAUACAUUCAUUUCUGGCUCUUUGGACAAAACGGUCAGGCUAUGGGAUCUACGCUCUCCUAACUGCCAGGGUCUGAUGCACCUUCAGGGUAAGCCUGUGUGUUCCUUUGAUCCAGAGGGUCUAAUUUUUGCAGCUGGAGUAAAUUCAGAGAUGGUCAAGUUAUAUGAUCUUCGCUCUUUUGAUAAGGGACCUUUUGCCACAUUUAAAAUGCAGUAUGACAGAACAUGUGAAUGGACAUCUCUGAAAUUUAGCAAUGAUGGGAAAUUAAUCCUGCUCUCUACCAAUGGUGGCUUCAUCCGACUAAUUGAUGCCUUCAAGGGGGCUGUUCUGCACACAUUUGGGGGCUACAAUAAUAGUAAAGCAGUUACAUUGGAAGCCUCAUUUACUCCAGAUUCACAGUUCAUUAUGAUCGGAUCUGAAGAUGGUAAGAUCCACGUGUGGAAUGGUGAGAGCGGCAUGAAGGUGGCGGUGCUGGAUGGUAAACAUACUGGGCCCAUCGCAUGCUUGCAGUUCAAUCCCAAAUUCAUGACUUUUGCCAGUGCUUGUUCUAAUAUGGCUUUCUGGUUACCAACUCUUGACGAUUAAUACAUCAACACUUACCAGUAUAACAUUUUGUAGGACCUCAUUCAAUGACACACCUGGAUUUUCUGCGGUUUAUUCUACCCAAUGAGCUGAUAAAUGGGAUGCAACCAAAAAAAAAAAAAAACUAAACUAAAAUCCAUCAUUUCAUGAGCACUCCCAGUAUUAGCACUUUUCAGCCAUACUGACAUCUCCGCUUGCCAAAAGAAAUCACCGGUUUAUCCCAUUUCCCCUGACUUAUGCUUCCUGCUGUUAAGAUAACAUCCAGUUCUUAAGGUGCUGUGUCACUUUCAAAGACUCUUUACAGAGACUUUUCUUGUGUUUCUAACGAACUGUGAAACUGCCAUGUACAUUUAUUUGGACAUAUGGUUUCUUUUCGAGGCCUUUUUAAAAUCCUGUGGCAUUUUUUUUUUUUACUUUAAUACGAAUUAUUUUUGAUGUAUUCCCAUUUUGUAUCUUUACCACUUGCCAGUCUGAUAAAUGCUACAUUUACUUUUUUCUCCAUCUAGAUUCAGUUUCACAUGGAUCACAAAGGCACAAUUUGAUGCUUUGCAUUAAGCAUAUAGUCAAGACUGAAUGCAUGAUAUCCAGAACAAGAUGGUUCCUCUUUUUAAUUCAUAUUCCUGCCAUCUACGUAAUGUAUCUGUAGUUACAUUGCUUUAGUUCUUGAUUUGUUCAGUUUACAAAUUAUAGCAUUGUACAUCGCUCUCUGAUCCAACUGUGUCCAUUGCAUCUCAUAGUAAGGAUUCUUUUUUUCUUUAUCAACCGUCCAUUUGUACACUGAUCGCCUAAAUAUAAUUUUUCCUUCACUGGGAAAAUACAAUUUUUUGAUUUGCUAAAUAUUCAAAGUUUUCAUUACAAAAGAACAGUGUUAGCUCUGGCAUGGAUUAUGUUUAAUGCUAUGGAUGCAAUUGUGGCAUUACUCUACUACUGUAGAAUCCCAAAUAGACACUCUCUCUCCUCUCUAUCUCUCUCUCAAUAUUUUAUCCCUAGCAUCGGGACUGGGCAACUACACCCUCCCAGCUGCUGUUCGAGUCCACCUCCCAUGAAGAAUUUAACUCCAGAUCAUGUGUAUUACAGUCCACCAUUGUUGCCGUUGCUGGACCUUCCUAUAGAAGGCAGAAGCUUAAACCUUUAUUUUGUGGAACCAGUGUUACAAUGACUAUAACACAUAUGGUGGUUAUUCACUAAUCCAGAAUUGUGAGGCACAAGAGAAUAGCAGUGUUUAGGCCACAAUAGUCAAGCUGGAAAUAUAGCUAUGGGGAAUACUUUUUUUCAGUCCAGAUUAUUUUGCCUAGAUUGUGUAAUUCCUUUGUCAAUUCUCAAUCAAUAUUAUUGUCAGAACACAUUAACCAUGGUUAUGAUCCAAGUGUCAUUUUGUGUGCUUUUUCUACUGUUUUAUAAGUUCAUAUUUUAUAAAACAGAUUUAUAUCCUUGUCCUUACCUCAAAUUAACUGUUUAUUUCUGUAAUAUGACUAUUAGCAAAUUGAGCACUGUCUUCUGCAAGCUGGAAUUGGAAAGAUAACUAGAACUGCCCCAUAAUGCUCCAGAGGGGCCAAUGAUACAAAAUCCUGUUUAUAAAAAAAAAUUAAAAAAAAAAAAACAAAAAAAGUUUUUCUUGUCACUGCAUGUAAUGAAAUUUUCCUCCAGCAGUAUUUCUGAACAGCCGUAUUCUGAUACCAUAGACACAACAUGCAACUUGCAUGAAUACAUUCACAGCCAUGUAUAUAAGAUUAUGUUGAAAUGUUGUGAGUACAUCACAGUUUCAUGCAAAUGGUCCACAGUUGAUUCUUGUAAUUAUUUUUUUUACAUAAAUAAAAAAGGUUAAACCAA
Messenger RNA from Pelobates fuscus (common spadefoot toad), 3251 nucleotides. It is a transcript of the gene WDR82, whose product is annotated as WD repeat domain 82. Lineage: Eukaryota; Metazoa; Chordata; Amphibia; Anura; Pelobatidae. The transcript has 9 exons. Bases 483 to 1424 code for a protein of 313 amino acids. Gene Ontology annotation, cellular component: Set1C/COMPASS complex. Gene Ontology annotation, molecular function: chromatin binding; protein binding. The record is from RefSeq and is a predicted model, not a curated record.